GCCAUCUAUUCGUUCAGUAUCUGACUACCCUCUAAAGACUUCUGUACUCGCGAUCGUAUUACUAGAUUAUUACGAUAUUUCGUGUGACAAUUUAAUUUAAUGCAUCAUAUUAUAACAGAGUGACUAGUGUAUGUUUUAGAACAAGUGUAAUAAGAAUGGACAGAAUAUUAAGAAAAAUGAAUGUAAUGUGGCGAUGACAAGUCUGAUCUUGGAAAACACAGAUUUGAACCGACUUUUUCCGAAAUGUCGGCCUAGGGGUGGCCCACCCCCGAGUCCGGGGGCCUCUACACAGAUUAGUCAGCCGCAUGAGAGCCUCUGUCAAAAAGAGGCCGUUUCUAUUACCACCAGCCUCACAAAUAUUUCCGCAACGAACACUCUUACGACUACUACCCUUGCUUCCAAGAACAUACCUUCAAAGCAUUCACAUUCGAUAUUGGAAGACAUGAUCGACCUCGAGCGUGAUAUCUCCGAUAGGACAACGAGCAUGGUAUCUGGUUUUACAAGUGAAAGUCAACUAACUGUUGGUGUCAGUGGUAACACAAGCAAUGUUGGCGGUCCACUUGGAACAUUUAACUCACUUGGUACAUUUAACACAAAACCACUUUCUUCAAGUUCCUCAUCUGCCUCUGGACAUAGUGAGGAUGCGCAACAAUAUGGUAGUCUCCCAGGUAGUGAUCAUCAAAGUCACUCUCAGCAAGAUGAUAGUGGGCCUGAGGAAAGUCCUGUAUAUAUUUUAACUUCUGCUAAGGGUGAUCGCAGUUAUAAACUAAGAGAUUCCAGAAUUAUAGAAAUUGCUGGGGGACGAGAAGUUUUUUCUCAAAGCCGAGGUAAAGUAGCAGCUAGAAAAUCACGAUUUCUUGCAGCAUCAAAUUCUUUAAAUAAUGAAGAUAUUCAAAUAGACAACAAGCUAUCAGUUAAAAGAAAUAAUAAAUCUCCAAAUACUCAAACUAUAUGGGAGUUAAGAAGUCGAUGUGGUGAUACAAGAAAACAGCGUUCUAAUAGAGAAGUUACAGAAACUGUAUUUUCUUCAGAAAUACAUUCAGUGCGACAUAAUCCAGCAAAAUCUAUUGAUUAUGAUUCCCCUAAAAGCAAUCACAGCAAUCAUAUUAUUAAUUAUGACUCAAUUUUGAAUAGCAAUAAUGUAGAAUAUGAUGUGUCAAAAAAUACUGCAGAUUUAGAUUAUGGAUUAUCAAAAAACUGCAUAGAUUAUCAAUCAAAUCAUACUACACCAGCAAGAAGCAUGGCUAUUGUUAGUGAUGGUGAAGUAGUUGUUUUUGAUGAUAUUGAUGAUAAUUGGCAAAAUUUGCCACUAGAUUUAACUAAUAAUACUAAUCAAGUUACAUCAACUAAUUUAAGUCUUGAGACUGAAGAAUCUCAAAAAGGUCGCAUUCCUCCAGAACCUUUAAGUUCUAGCAUUGAAAGUACUCCAAGUCCAACAACAGCGUAUCAUCGUAAUACUUCGGAAUUUUUUAAGGUGAUUCCAGCUAGUGAUUGUGAAAUAGAAUCACCAUCUUCAGAACGAAAUCAUAAAGUUACAAGAGUAAUUGGUGAAUUACCAAUAGCACAGUAUUCUGAAAGUCCAAGACGUUAUGGAAUACGUGAUACUCAACUUCCAUGUCUUCUGUCAUCGCCAUCUGUAUAUAUGACACCAAGACCUGGUUUUCCACAAAGAGUAUUACCAACAACACCAAAUCAUAAUGAGAAGGAACAUACUUCUGCAGAAAUCAUCAUAGAAAAGGCUGUGGUAGAAAAAAAUAUGAAUUAUUCUGAUAAUCAUGCUGUAAAUGCCUCUUCUCCAUCUCCAAAAAUUGAAGAUGAAGAAGAAGACUCUUUAAAACCAUCAAUUAUUUCAACAGAUAACAUAAGUAAUUUGGUAUCAUCUGGUGGUAGUACAUUUGAUUAUUUAUAUGAAUUCUCAGAAACUCGAAAAGUACUCGAAGAAUUUUUUAAAUGUCCACCACCAACAAAGGAAAAGGAAAAUAGUAUUGAAUCUUUUCCAUUUCAGGAUUUAGAUUACGAAUUACGAAGACAAGGAGGAAGUGCUUAUGUUGGUCAACGAUUGGCUACUGGUCCUCCAACAAUAGAAGAAGUUUUAGUACAUGAAUCUCCUAAAAAACAAAGAUUAGAUUUUCCCCAAAAUAUUGCUGAACAUGAAAAUAAUUUCUUAGAUCUCUCAGUAGGCACUGGUAGUAGUGAAGAUCUUGGAGAAACAGAGGUUGGAUUACAAGUUGGGCAUUCUCGUAAUUUUACAUUGAGUCCUGAAACAACUGAUUGCGAUAGUAAUUGUGGAGAUCUUGAUAGUGAAGUUUCUUUAAUGAUGAUGGAUAAUGAGUUGAUACCAGCUAGUGGUCUUCUUGGAUCAGUGGGUGAUUUAGGAAAUAAUUCAGAUUCAUUGAGAAUAUAUGCUAGUAUGCCAGUUCUUGAAGAUGGCUUAUCUAGUGGACAUGCCAGUGAUACUGAUAAUAAUAAUCCAACUGUGAUGUUGAUGAAACGGCAAAUUAAUGAAAUUGAAAAAGAAAUUAUUCAACGUAGUCGUGUCAAUGAUACUACUUAUCCAGUUAUGACAGAAAAUGAUUCAGUUGGAAAAGAUCUUUCUAGCUUAACUGUUAGUAAAGAUAUUUUACAUUCUUUAAAAACAUCAUCACCUGAUUUAUUUGUUCCUAAGAAAGAAAAUUCAUAUGAUACAAAUGAGCUUCAGCUUGAUGGUUUGGAUCCUCUUGGCACACCUCCACCACCAGCACCUCAGACUAGACAAAGUGUUAAUUUGGAAAUAGGAGGUGAAGUUGAAGCUGCAAUUAAAGACAUUAGAAUGGCUUUACAGAGGACUAAAACUUUACCUGUAAAAUCUUCUACAGAAGAAAUACCUGAAUCCAAUGUCAGUCCAAUUUGGAUACCAAGUCUAUCGGAUGGCAGACGGAGAAUUUGUGUAGAAAAUAAUAGUGAAGAAUCGGAAGUUCGUCGUACGACUGAAGAAGCAGAUAUAGAAAUUGAGGAAGGUCCAGAUGAAGAAGAAGCAGAUACUGAUUUGGAAACUGAUCGUUUACUCGGACAGCAAAGAACGGACGAUCAGGGUUUUUACGAUGAUAAGGGGUGGAGGAAGCCUAAAACUAGGACAAUGUUACCACCGAUGAGUGGAAAACUAUCAACUCCUAAGCAAACCCCCCCAAAAAGUUUAAGUGUCGUUCCAGUAGAGAGCUCACUAGUACCUUCGGAACCGUUAGCUUCGACUUCCACUUGUGUAUCCACUUCUGCUUCUGCUUCUAUUUCACCUCCUCCUAUAGUUUCCGUUAUACAACCAAUGCCUUCCGAUUGUGAUGUUACCACUUCCACACAAUCUGCGACAAGUCCACAGAAGACUACAGCCAAAAAUUCUCCCUCGUCCCCUCAGAGUCUCAAGGAAUCCAGCAACAAGGUGAAAAAGGAAAAAGAAGAUAAGAAGAAAAGCAGAAAUAAGGAAGGUAAUGAAAACUAUUUCUAUAUUUCUCUUCUCAAUGAUUCUUCAGUCUUAAUUGAAGGAGUGUUGUUUCGAGCGCGAUACCUGGGAUCUACUCAACUUGUUUGUGAAGGAGAACCUACCAAAUCUACACGCAUGUGCCAAGCAGAAGAAGCUGUAUCUAGGAUAAAGGAGGGACCGCCAGUAGCGACGGAUAUGCAGGCUACGCUAUUAAACUAUGGGGGGCAGCAUGAAUUUGGUCGAUGCAGCGUUGCCUCGCAAAGAAGCCUCGAGGAAGAUGAAUGUGAUUCAAGUGAAGAACUUAUAGGAAAUACUUCUGGUGGGGGCCAGUCCGAGUCGCAGAAUGUGGGACUCCAACCAAAACUGGCCCCAAUCAGUGGCUCUACGGAGCCUACCACUGUUUUCAGACUUCACUUUCUCGGAUCAGUUGAAGUUGAAGAGGAAGGGAGACGUAAGCGCCUUAACAACCACAUAGUGCGGGAGGCUGUGACUAAGAUCAAGGCAUUGGCACCAGAUGGCGAAACACAACCAAGUACAGAAGUUGACUUAUUCAUCUCAACAGAAAAAAUAAUGGUUUUAAAUACGGAUUUGAAAGAAAUUAUGAUGGACCACGCGUUAAGAACAAUAUCAUAUAUAGCAGAUAUUGGUGAUGUAGUAGUCCUAAUGGCACGAAGACGCUUUGUACCGCACGAAAUGGAAGAAGCACCAAAAAUCAACAGAACUCCAAAGAUGAUUUGUCAUGUUUUUGAAAGUGAAGAGGCUCGAUUUAUUGCACAAAGCAUUGGACAAGCAUUUCAAGUAGCAUACAUGGAGUUCCUUAAAGCAAAUGGAAUAGAAGAUCAUAGUUUUGUAAAAGAAAUGGAUUAUCAGGAGGUACUCAAUUCUCAAGAAAUCUUUGGUGAUGAAUUACAAAUGUUUGCCAAAAAAGAAAUGCAAAAAGAGGUUGUAGUGCCUAAAGCAAAAGGUGAAAUCUUAGGUGUCGUAAUUGUCGAAUCUGGAUGGGGUUCUAUGCUACCAACUGUUGUAAUUGCAAAUCUGGCACCAGCUGGUGCGGCUGCUCGUUGUGGACAAUUAAAUAUUGGUGAUCAGAUAAUAGCUAUAAAUGGUGUUUCUUUAGUUGGCUUGCCUCUCUCUACUUGUCAGACUUAUAUCAAAAACUCAAAGAAUCAGACAGUUGUCAAGUUAACUGUCGUUCCGUGCGCGCCAGUAGUUGAGGUCAAAAUCAAAAGACCUGACACCAAAUAUCAGUUAGGAUUUAGUGUACAAAACGGAGUAAUAUGUAGUCUAUUGAGAGGUGGAAUCGCUGAAAGAGGAGGUGUUCGAGUGGGUCACAGAAUUAUCGAAAUCAACAAUCAAAGUGUCGUUGCUGUACCGCAUGAGAAAAUCGUCAAUCUUCUUGCCACAUCUGUUGGCGAGAUAUUAAUGAAGACGAUGCCCACGUCAAUGUUUAGGCUACUAACUGGCCAGGAAUCUCCAGUGUACAUAUAAUCGUUUGAUUUCCUGGCUGAUAUGCGUAGUGAACAGACAAUACAUCCGCCAUACACUACCAUAUUACUCACUAUUUUAUUCUCUGUACAGAUUUACUCUACGCAAAUUGCUUUGUGUUUCAAUUCUUGUGAAAUUUUAUUCGCAUAUUCUCACCAGCUCCUGCUUAGCAAAGCAACAACUUUACGUAAACACGUUGCGAUAAAUAUUAAUAUAUUGAAUAUUUACAUACUGCAAAAAAAAACAAAAAAUAUAUCUAUAUACAUAAUAUAUACAUAAACAUUUUAUGUAUGAAUGGGAUUCUCUAUGUCUGUUUUCUAUUUGAAAAUUAAAGCAACCAUUAAAAUAUUA
Molecule: messenger RNA, 5290 nt
Organism: Apis mellifera (honey bee)
Lineage: Eukaryota; Metazoa; Arthropoda; Insecta; Hymenoptera; Apidae
Exons: 18
Coding region: 194-4942 (1582 amino acids)
Biological process (GO): chemical synaptic transmission
Cellular component (GO): plasma membrane; dendritic spine; cytoplasm
Molecular function (GO): protein binding
Source: RefSeq, a predicted model, not a curated record